AUGCUUAUUGGAUUAUUUUUAGUUGCAGUCAUUGCCACAUUCGCAAAUUCUUCUGAAACCGCUCCAUCUGAGUCUUCUGCCCUCGAGACCGAUUUUGAAAGCUAUACUAAUGAAUAUUUUGAAUUUUAUACUGACUCUGCUGGCAAGUCUUAUACUAUUGGAGAUCAAGAUUACUAUAUUGACUCAAGUGACAAUUAUAUCAACUUUUGGACUGACGAAAAUGGUAGCACUCGAACAAUUGACCAUGAUCUUUUAGAAUGGGUUUCCCAAUCAUAUAUUGAAAAAUCUAAUGAAUAUAUUAACUUUUAUUCUGACUCUGCUGGCAAGUCUUAUACUAUUGGAGAUCAAGAUUACUAUAUUGACUCAAGUAACAAUGUAAUCGGAUUUUGGACUGACGAAAAUGGUAGCACACGAACAAUUGACGGAGGUCUAUUAAAUUAUAUUUCCGGAUCAUAUAUUGGUACAAUAACAAAUGAAUAUUUUAACUUUUAUACUGACUCUGCUGGCAAGUCUUAUACUAUUGGAAAUAACGACUACUAUACUGACGUAAGUGACAAUAUUAUCGACUUUUGGACUGACGAAAAUGGUAGUACUCAAACAAUUAACGACUAUCUUUUAUACUAUGUUAGUGAUUCAUACAUUGGUGAUGAUGGUGAAUCUUACGAAACAGAAGCAGCCACUGCAGAAGCUAGAAGUGGAGCCAAAGAAUCCUCGGCAUCUGUUGGUGCUGCCGGAACAGGCAGCAACAGCGUUGCUACAUCUACAUCUGAUCAACAGGUUAAAAAAUCUGGUACUACAACUUCAACCAAAGGAUCUGAUAAUAGUCCCACAACCAAUAACCCAUCUAGCAGUGAUUCCACCUCUGCGACUGACCAAUCUAAUGGUGGCUCCAGCAGUGGUAAAGGUAAUGGAGCUAAUCUCUAUGUUCCACUUGCCGGAUUGUUCGUAGCGCUAGCAGGUGCAAUAAUCUAA
Messenger RNA from Dujonia railenensis, 972 nucleotides. Lineage: Eukaryota; Fungi; Ascomycota; Pichiomycetes; Serinales; Debaryomycetaceae. The record is from the annotation of a GenBank genome assembly.